GCGCGGGCCCCGACGGCGUGGAGGCCUGCUGUGUGACGUCUCUCUCCACGGUGGUCACACGUCUGAAACAUGGCUGCGGACUGGCUGGGAAGUAUCGUGUCCAUCACCUGUGGUGAGAGCUUAGGUGUUUAUCAAGGAAGAGUGUCUGCGGUGGAUCAGGUCAGCCAGACCAUUUCUCUUACCCGGCCUUUCCACAAUGGAGUGAAGUGCCUUGUGCCAGAAGUCACCUUCAGGGCAGGUGACAUUACAGAAUUAAAAAUUCUGGAGAUACCAGGUCCUGGAGACAACCAACAUUUUGGAGACCUUCAUCAGACAGAAUUAGGCCCCUCUGGUAUUGGGUACCAAAUGGGUCUCAAUCAGAAUGGCACAGGCAAGUUGGUCAAGAAGCCAGUCUCUUCCAGCAGUGCCCCUCAGAACAUCCCCAAGAGGACAGACAUGAAGAGUCAAGAUGUUGCCAUUUCCCCCCAGCAGCAGCAGUGUUCAAAGAGCUAUGUGGAUAGGCAUAUGGAGUCCUUGAGUCAGUCCAAGAGUUUCCGUCGGCGCCACAACUCUUGGUCAUCCAGCAGCAGGCACCCAAACCAGGCAACUCCAAAGAAAAGUGGCUUAAAGAACGGCCAAAUGAAGAAUAAGGAUGACGAGUGCUUCGGGGAUGACAUCGAGGAGAUCCCAGACACUGAUUUUGAUUUUGAAGGGAACCUGGCCCUUUUCGACAAGGCAGCGGUGUUUGAGGAGAUCGACACCUACGAGAGGAGAAGCGGCGCCCGCUCACGUGGCGUCCCCAAUGAAAGGCCUGCUCGCUACCGUCAUGACGAGAACAUCCUAGAAUCUGAGCCCAUUGUGUACCGCCGUAUUACCGUGCCCCACAGCGUGGGCAAAGAGUUCUGCACAGACUCCGGCCUGGUUGUCCCGAGUGUGUCCUACGAGCUGCAUAAAAAGCUGCUGUCAGUGGCUGAAAAGCAUGGGCUGACGCUGGAGCGCAGACUGGAGGUGACCGGUGUCUGUGCCAGCCAGAUGGCGCUCACCCUCCUUGGAGGACCCAACAGGCUGAAUCCCAAAAAUGUUCACCAGAGGCCUACAGUUGCCCUGCUCUGUGGGCCCCACGUCAAGGGAGCUCAAGGGAUCAGCUGUGGGAGGCAUCUCGCCAACCACGAUGUCCAGGUCAUCCUCUUCCUGCCCAAUUUUGUCAAGAUGCUGGAAUCCGUCGCCAACGAGCUGUCUCUCUUCAGCAAGACCCAGGGCCAGCAAGUCUCUAGCCUCAAAGAUCUGCCCACAAGCCCAGUGGACCUGGUGAUCAACUGUCUGGAUUGCCCCGAGAACGCCUUCCUGCGGGACCAGCCCUGGUACAAGGCGGCUGUGGCCUGGGCCAACCAGAACCGGGCACCGGUGCUCAGCAUAGACCCUCCUGUGCAUGAAGUGGAGCAGGGCAUUGACGCCAAAUGGUCCCUGGCUCUGGGCCUGCCGCUGCCUCUGGGCGAGCACGCAGGCCGGGUCUAUCUCUGCGACAUCGGCAUCCCCCAGCAGGUGUUCCAGGAGGUGGGUGUCAGCUACCACUCGCCCUUCGGCUGCAAGUUCGUCAUCCCGCUGCACUCCGCCUAGAGGGGC
Sorex fumeus (smoky shrew) is the source of this 1602-nucleotide messenger RNA. It is a transcript of the gene EDC3, whose product is annotated as enhancer of mRNA decapping 3. The transcript has 7 exons. Gene Ontology annotation, molecular function: mRNA binding. The record is from RefSeq and is a predicted model, not a curated record. Gene Ontology annotation, biological process: P-body assembly; deadenylation-independent decapping of nuclear-transcribed mRNA. Bases 70 to 1596 code for a protein of 508 amino acids. Gene Ontology annotation, cellular component: P-body. NCBI's taxonomy places the organism in Eukaryota, Metazoa, Chordata, Mammalia, Eulipotyphla, Soricidae.